Molecule: messenger RNA, 987 nt
Organism: Phytomonas sp. EM1
Lineage: Eukaryota; Euglenozoa; Kinetoplastea; Trypanosomatida; Trypanosomatidae
Source: the annotation of a GenBank genome assembly
AUGAAAGAGUACAGGGUAGUCAAGAUUAGGCCUCUUUGUCUAUGGAUACGCUUUGCACCGCUCGGUGUUCUUGUUGCUGUGCACUGCAGUGGUGGCCAUUGGCCCACAAACGAUGAAUGUUUGCAGCGUGCUUUAGAGUAUGGCUUCUCGACGCAUAAUUUUUCAAAGAAAUGGCAAUGUCUUUGGACGCAUAUCUUCGUACACUUCACAAACGAGCACUUUUUUGCGAAUUCAUUGGCGCUUUCCUAUGCCUUGCUUGAGUUUGGGGAUGAGAAUGUCACUGAAGCUAUCCAGGAAGAGAGUCUGUGGAUCAGCUUUAAAAGCGCCAUCGGCUCAUCUUUGGUGAUGUUAGUCGCCGGUCCUGUAGGUGGAAUAGGUGGGCAAAUGUGCUAUAACAAGCUCCAAUCCGGGCGCGUGUGUGAAAAGGCAGCUGGAAUGAUAAAAGACAAGAUCACGUUGAUUUAUCAUCUCUUUGCUCGUACGAUGAGGUCGAUCGGAUUUUGCAGCCACGCAUCAGGGGCUUUCGGAAGCGGCGAUGAGGUGGUAUCACGCACGAUUUCCGCUUCCCUGGAACGCGUCGGAACUUUUUGUCGAGGCUGUUUUUACAGCGGCACCGCCGGAAUUCAGAAAAUAGUGAAUCGUUCCAUGGUCAUGUGCGGUGCCAGUGCCGCGGUAUGCGGUUUAGCAGGCUUCAACGCCGUGUUUUUUCAUAAUCCUCUUUGUAUGAUUUUUCUGGUUUUACCCGACGCGCUGCUGCUGCUACAGAAUGCGGUCAGCCAUGCAUUCGCUUCGGGGUGGGAAAAACACGUGGAUAUGUGGAAGAGUCUGAUGCCGAGACAGACCGUAGGACAUGCUGCACACCUUGGGGGAUUUAUAGUCGGAGCAUCUAUCGGCUGGGCACUUCGACGCAUUCUAGGGCGCAAGUCACGGGCCUCAAGAACUUCGGAGACACCUCGGGUAAGGACGGUUUACCUUUUCACUAUUUGA